ACAUUGCGUAGACGAUGCGCAGAUGUAGUAAUCAGUAAGUCAACUCGCCGAUUCUUUAUUCCGUUCGCUGACAUCACCAGCCCAUCCGCGUACUAUGAGCAUCGGUCAAACUGCGCAUCUGAAGGGAGGGCAAGCCCACAUCUGCGCAGUGACGUCACGCUUUCAGAGCGAAAUCCGGUGGAACUCGGAAGACAAUCAGCCUGCUGGCCGUGGAUUCCACGACAAAUUAUGAAAAUGAUCAUGCAGGUCUAGAACACCGUCGCCAUGGAGUCUGAGACCAACUCAUUCCGCGUGGAAUUCCCAGACUUCUCGUGUUCCAUCCUGCAGAAGCUGAACCAGCAGCGGCAGCUGGGCCAGCUGUGCGACAUCACCGUGGUGAUCCAGGGCCGGCACUACCGGGCGCACCGGGCCGUGCUGGCGGCCAGCUCGCCGUACUUCUGCGACCAGGUGCUGCUGAAGAACAGCAUGCGCGUGGUGCUGCCCGACGUCAUGCACCACUGCGUGUUCGAGGGCCUGCUCCAGUCCUGCUACACGGGGAGCCUGCAGCUGCCCGCGGGCGAGGUGGUGGGGUACCUGACGGCCGCCAGCUUCCUGCAGAUGUGGCACGUGGUGGACAAGUGCACCGAGCUGCUGGGCGGCCAGCGGUCCUGCUCCGGCAGCGACCGCGACCGCCUGUCCCCCGGCGACGGCAACGACGACGACAGCGCCAGCGAGGGCCUGGAGGCGGAGCCGCACGGGGAGUUCCUCCCCGACCCCAGGGACGGCGGGGGGGAGACGGACCGGCCCACGGAGAACGGCUCGCCCGCGACGUCGUCGGAGCAGGGGGGCGGGGAGGACGGCGAAGGGGGCGGGGCCGGGGCCGGGUUCCAGUACGCCCGGCCUGCUUACAUCCAGCCCAGCAUCAUGUCCCACCGCAGGUGGAUCCAGGUGAAGGCGGAGCGGCUGGAGCAGGAGGGCUGCCAGGGCUUCUCAGGGGCGGGGGACCCUGAGGGAGCUCACGAUCCAGACUCAGGGGACCUGAGCCAGGCCUCCCCCGCCUUCGGUGCUGACCUGGAGGAGAAACUGGGCGGCAGGCCGGAGGAGCCCCUGGACUUCUAUGGAGCCUCCAUGGAGGAGUUCGGGGGCGACCAGGCCGGGGGUCCCCUAGACGUUGACGCCCUCGAAGACGACCCGGAUGGAGACGGGGGCGGAGGAGCAGGAAGCGGGGUGGACGACGGGGCGGAUCCCGCGGCCGGCCUCCACGGGGAGGCCUCGCACCAGGGCCUGGGCUCGGUCUACAAGCUGUACCCGUGCCAGUGCGGGAAGAGCUUCACCCACAAGAGCCAGCGGGACCGGCACAUGAGCAUGCACCUGGGGCUGCGGCCCUACGGCUGCGCCGUCUGCGGCAAGCGCUUCAAGAUGAAGCACCACCUGGUCGGCCACGUCAAGAUCCACACGGGCAUCAAGCCCUACGAGUGCAGCGUCUGCAGCAAGAGGUUCAUGUGGCGGGACAGCUUCAACCGCCACGUGUCCUCGUGCACCCGAGCGCACCAGGCCCGACGUGCCUCCGGCGAGCAGCCCAACCAGAUCUAUUUUGUUAGUCGCAAAAGCAGUCUGAAGAGACUAACACGUACAUCACACAGUGGCAUAUUUUAUAUUUGUGUCCAUAAUAGUCUCCAGACCUAUGCACACGGGGGCUGUGUACCUCGGUGUACAGAUGCUGCAACUCCUCUAUGGGCUGCGCGCGGGACGAGAGGACGCCAGAGCAGGGGGGGCAGCAGGAUGGACGAGGCGGGCGGCCUGGUGGAGUUCGACGUGCCCGAGUUCAGCAGCGGCGUGCUGAGGCAGCUGAACGAGCUGCGGCUGCAGGGCAAGCUGUGCGACAUCGUGGUGCACAUCCAGGGCCGGCCCUUCCGCGCCCACAAGGCCGUGCUGGCGGCCAGCUCGCCCUACUUCCGCGACCACUCGGCGCUGGGCACCAUGAGCGGCCUCUCCAUCUCCGUCAUCAAGAGCCCCGAGGUGUUCGAGCGGCUGCUGGCCUUCUGCUACACGGGCCGCAUGUCGCUGCGGCUCCGCGACGUGGUCAGCUUCCUGACCGCCGCCAGCUUCCUGCAGAUGCAGGACGUCAUCGACCGCUGCACGCGCAUCCUGGAGGGCCUGCACUCCAAGAUCAGCCUGCCCCCCGGGGCCGGCCCGGGCAGGGCGGGGGCGGCGCACGGGGCGGGGCACAACGGCGUGGGGCAGGGGGGGGAGGAGGAGGAUGAGGAGGAGGAGGGCGACGUGUUGGGAGACCCGAGCCCCGCCCACUUCCCGCGCGAGGAGGUGGCGGGGAGGGGCCGGGGGCGGCGCCCGGCGGAGGAGGAGCGCCGCUCGGAUCGCGGGAGCAGCGACGGGGAGGCGGAGCUGGAGCAGGUGGAGCUGAUUGGCCGGGACGGGCAGGUGACGGACGUGCGGGUGAAGCUGGAGAGGGAAGGCGGCGACGGCGACGGCGGUGGCGACGUUGGCGGCUACCCCAUGGAGACGGCGGACGGGGAGCAAGUGCUGGCGGUGAGCGUGGGGUCCUCGGUCCUGCGGCCCGUCGUGUACCCCUACCCCCCGCCGGCCCCCGCCCACUCCCCCGCCGGCCACGCCCGCCACGGCAGGCCCAGCCCUUCCCGCUCCCUGCUGGGUGGUUACUACGGCAACCGAGGGAGACCCAAGCGGGCGUCGGCUCUGGCGGCGGGGGCGGGGGCGGGAGAGGGGACGGGCGUCGCCCAGAAGGAGGGGCUGGAGAACGACGUGCGGGUGCGCAGCCUGCGGGCCCAGUGGGGGUCGCCCGGCGACCCUUACGGUCCCCACGGCGACCGGCUGGUCUGCGUUUACUGCGGCAAGUCCUUCAACCAGAAGGGCAGCCUGGACCGGCACAUGCGGCUGCACAUGGGCAUCACGCCCUUCGCCUGCAUCUACUGCGGCAAGCGCUACACGCGCAAGGACCAGCUGGAGUACCACAUCCGCGGCCACACGGACAACAAGCCCUUCAGCUGCCACCUCUGCGGCAAGAGCUUCCCCUUCCAGGGCACGCUCAACCAGCACCUGCGCAAGAAGCACCUGACCGCCGCCCCCAGCGACUCCCCCGAGGCCCCGGUCCACGAGCCCGACGACGCCCCGCCCCCCAAGCCCCGCCCCCACCUGCCCUACGAGCCGCCGCCCCCGACCGGCAGCAAUAACGGCAAGGGGAGUCCCAACGCCAGCCCCUAGGGGGCGCCAAAUCUUCACCUCCUCCCCCCCAAUGUUCUCAAGGGUUACUUUAUAUUGGGUUCUUGUUUCUUUGUUCUCAUGUCUGAAGCUUUAAGGUUGUGUGUGUGUGUUUGUGUAUACAAACACAAUCAUUAAUAGUUACAAUUUUAUUUCAUUUGUCUCUUUGGAUUUGUAUUACUUUAUUUUAUUUUUUUAUUUGACCUGGUGUUAGGAUUUUCAUACCUCUUGUCCGUGUUGCAAAGGUCAAAGGUCACGAGGGGGGGGGGGAGAAAUUACCAACAAUCUUUUUAAAAAGGAAAUCACGUACUCUGAAGAAAUUUGAGUAAAAAGGGAAGGUGCAAGUGAAAUUUUUAGGGUCUAGAGUUUAGGAUGAGGGGGCCUAGUAAUCAGGGCAGCCUUCCCGAACCCUUUAUAAAUAUGUGUAUAUAUUUUAUAUAUGAGAAACUUCUUUGCGUAUGUAGAACGUGAUCAAGGCAAGUUGCAAUAAGAAAACUCUCAGAUCUCUGCCGUAUCUUAACACAGGCUCCUUCACACACACGCCUGUGCUUCAGGAGGAGAAAACACACUUUUCAGCCAUGAAAAGCUAUCUUUAUCAGGUAAUACCUCAUGCCACACAAAAAACACAGAACAGUGUUCACUCUACUGGUUCUACCUCAUAUUACAAUAACUUGACAGGAAAGAAAUCUAUGUAUCAACCACAGUUCUUAAGACCUUGUUUUUUUUUUUACAGGGAAUUUGCAUUUUCAUCGUCGGGCUUUGAGCAAACCGUUUGUGAAACUGCUCUGAAUAGAUAAAGAAACAGGCUUCAUGAAUCGGAGGCGGGUGGGUGGGUGCGGGGGGGGGGGGUGUUAGUGCUUGCUUGUUUAGGCAGGAUUUGCUGUUAGCUGCUGGGGGCUGCAGUGAGCUAGCUGGCUAACUUCAGGGGUGAAGAAGGGUGUUGUGGGGUAGGGCACGUAUGCCUCAGACACACAGGCCUUAGAGGAUGAGUUUCUGCUCCAGUCCAUCGUUUAAAACCGCAGUAUUGUGUUUCUGUCACCAGUGAGCCUUUUACAGGAAGGAAUGAGUAUGAUUUUUAUUGUUGAUGUGGGUUGGGUUUUAAAAAAAAAACAUUUUUCCUUUUUAAAAUUUUUUUAAAGUGGUGAAAGCUUGUGCUGUCCAGAUUUGGGGAUUGAACGUUGAUUUGAAAACUCAUUUUGGAUGAGCAGGUUCAUUUUUGAUCUGGAUGUAUAAAUAAGCUUAAAGCUUAAAAUAUGCAAAUCCCCCCCCACCCCCGAUGGUGUGCUGCUUCUCCGUCCGUAGCGCUUUCAGUUCGGGCCCCUCCCCCCGUGCUUCAGCACACACCACGCGCUCUGUCUGUCUUCUGCUCAACCCCCCCUCCACCAAUGCCCAUCCACAUCCUGGGGGCGGACCUGGGGACCGGAUCUGUCGUUUCAGUUAAAGUCAGUUUCGUUUUGGAUGGUUGAAGUGGGACAGGAAGCUUCUAGAUUAAGAAUAAGCGAGAAGGCUCCGGAACACCUCUGCUCUGUUGAAGAGUGGAUUUCUCAGACCUCAGACCUUUAGAAAGACCUGCAAUACCUCUGGAACGUGUUCAUCCUCAGUGUGCUUCUUUCCCUUAUUUUUAGGCAAAAUGAGAAAAAUGCAUAUUUUACACAUUUUCAGUUUGGUUCUCAGGAAGGAUUGAGAAUAGACUGGGUGGGGCGGGGUGCUGUGAUGUCAGAGCCGGGGGUCCACAGACCUGGAUAUCGCAUUUUCGUGGGAAUUUCAACCGGUCGAUGCGCGCCUGCUCAUCAGAGGGACCCAAGUUAUGGCAAACCUUUCGUCACGUUGCGGAGGAGAGUUUAGUGUGCGGGGGAAUUACCGCUAUGCUGCGGCAUGUCUAGACUGGGACCUGCAGAAUCGCACACAGUGGGGUUUUCAGAGGACAGAGUAAACCCUGCUGUGCCUCCCCCCCCCCCCCCCAUGUACAUGUACAUUAUGUUCUGUUACGAGCCACUGCAGUGUGUUUUUUAGAACAACCUGCCCAGCCUAGAGGCCUGGAAGUGGGGGUAAAUAGACCUCCUGUGGACAUGAAGAACGCCCAGGGUGUUAAUAUUUUACACUGCAGGAUGUAGAGCAGUCGCUGGCACAGCGAGACUCGAGAGGUGCACCGCUUCCGAAUUUGGAGAAAAGAAAAAGGUGUGCUGCAGAUGUAUUUAAUACAGUCUCAGCUGGUCAGUCAGGGCUGCUUAAUGUUCUUUUUUUAAACAGGUGCUUCUUUUAGCACAAGCCUUCUCCCUAACACCACAGGCCAUAGUCAUUUUUUCCCCUUCAAAAAGAAAAUAAAUAAACAAAAACUCCCAGCUCUUUGAUUAUGGGAUUAUUUGGGCUGCUAUGACCAGGGUCGUUGCUCGUGGGGUGAAAGGUGGUGACUGUUCUAGGGGCCCACAGCUGGAGAGGGCCCACAAAAAUUCCAGUAGCUUGGGGCCCACAGCAUUAUUCCUUCUCGGGUCCCAGUAUUCCUAGAUACGCGCCCCUGACUAUUGCAUUAACGUUCACUGUUUGGCAGCCGUUUUGCUGAUACUUUUAACGUUCAGUUUGGGUUUUUAAAUAUUGUUAUUCCCUGUUCAUCAGGAAGUCAUGAUAAAUGUUUGGUGUACAGCCAAAACAAAUCUUACAGUACAUUUUGACCUGUCUUAAUGGUUUUAGUGUAUUUGUUCUGUAGAAAAUGUUUCUACGGAGUUACUUAUGUCCAGUGCUUUAUCGCAGCAUGCGCUUUGAAUAAUUAGAAUUACUUUAUAAUCAUUGUGUGCAGCACAUGCUCCUAUUUUACGUUGACGUUACGUUUCCACGAACUGUUCUGUGCCUAUCUGGUAUCCAGAAACACUUUACUGUGUAUGCAGCUCAACAGGCAAACUCGCGGGCACCCAGUCGACCAGCAGGGGUCAGCGGUGUGCAAUGAGACUCAGCCAUCCUGACCAAUAGAAACCCUCCCCUCCCUGGGCAGUGCUAGAGCCAAUUUUGUGUCUGUAGAACAGUGCUUUAGCAGGAUGAUCCACCCAGUGCCCCAAUGGGAGAGAGCCUUGUCAGCUUGUGAGCCAAGCAGCCUUUCUUCCCCAAAAACAAACAAAAAAAACCAUCAUAAAUUGAUCAUAUAUUUUAUCUGCUGUAAAUCCUACACUGAUAUAUAACAGUUUACUUAUUCAUUUAUAUGUGAACCCCGAUUCGGUGCAGAAUCCCUGCUGCUGCGUCUCGAGGCCUGGUGUUGAAUGGACAUGGCACAGUCGGGUAGUUCCAUGCGUGCUGCAAACCUGCUUUUUUUGCCCCUUUAUAGACUUCUUUUCCACACUUUCACUCCAAGGACGUGUUCAGCUCAGUCAGGACAUUACAUGUUAUACAAACAAUGUGAAUUUUUUUUCUUUUUUUUUUGUUGUCUGCUAUGAUUGCUUUGGAAUCUGUUCGUAUAUGAUUGUCCCUGCUGGCAUUUAGAGGCCGAACUGAUAGUCCCUGUUACCGUGAUGGAAACUGCCUUGCCUGUUAGCCGCAGUUUAGCGUUAGCGGCUA
Messenger RNA from Anguilla rostrata (American eel), 6756 nucleotides. RefSeq lists its product as uncharacterized. The transcript has 4 exons. The coding region runs from base 265 to 3216 and encodes 983 amino acids. Gene Ontology annotation, molecular function: DNA-binding transcription factor activity, RNA polymerase II-specific; RNA polymerase II cis-regulatory region sequence-specific DNA binding; protein binding. The record is from RefSeq and is a predicted model, not a curated record. Lineage: Eukaryota; Metazoa; Chordata; Actinopteri; Anguilliformes; Anguillidae. Gene Ontology annotation, biological process: regulation of transcription by RNA polymerase II.